AUGGAUGACAGAGACAGUCAUGAUAUAGAAUCAAUGUUCAAUGGCAUUGAUGCUGAGAAAGUACCCCCAGAUAUGAAAUACUUGUGGGAGCAACAGCUGAGAAUCAAUCAGUGCAAGUCUGCAAAAGGCUACAGAUGACACCCCAAGAUCAUACGCCUAUGUCUUGAUCUCUAUUGUAAAAACCCACAUGUUCUGGACAGCUUAAGGGAAUUUAUAACCCUCCCAAGCCAAAGAACAAUAAGACUGUACAAAUCAAAAAUUGAGCAACGUCCAGGCUGGAACCCUCAAGUGCUUAAAUGGUGCUUACAAGAAGCAAAACGACAAGGUCUGCAAGAAUGUGACUACUGGGGUGGCCUCAUCAUUGAUGAGAUGAAAAUCCAGGAAAAUCUUGAGAUGACUUAUGAAAAAGGAAAGCAUAAACUGGUUGGGUUUGUCUUUCUGGGUGAGAAUCACAACAGUAUGUCAACUUUAUCAGGAAAUGAAGAUCCACAGUGUGAGCUUGCCCAACAAGUACUACAAUUCAUCUUCCUCAGUGACAGAGGUUUUCGUUUCCCUAUUGCCCAAUAUCCAUCAGGAAACUGUACACCAAGUGAUUUGCAUUUUGUAUUUUGGGAAGGCGUAAGAAUGAUGUUUGAAUAUGACUUUGUGUAA
Molecule: messenger RNA, 651 nt
Organism: Exaiptasia diaphana
Lineage: Eukaryota; Metazoa; Cnidaria; Anthozoa; Actiniaria; Aiptasiidae
Exons: 5
Source: RefSeq, a predicted model, not a curated record